Messenger RNA from Nylanderia fulva, 2174 nucleotides. RefSeq names its product esterase E4-like. The record is from RefSeq and is a predicted model, not a curated record. Lineage: Eukaryota; Metazoa; Arthropoda; Insecta; Hymenoptera; Formicidae.
UUGAUUAUCACUAUCUCAAUAAUGUUUGCAUUGAAGGUAUAUAUAGCGAUAGAGUUGGUUGGAAGAUAACAGUAUCCAGCAUAUUCAGCAGCGUCACAGACAGUGUGUCACAAACAGUACAAAAAAUCACAUCAUUUAUCAUGGAAAGACCGGUUGUGACUGUAAAGCAAGGAAAAUUACAAGGAAUUUUCGAAGAUAAUGUUCUCGGUUCUCGUUAUCUCGCUUUUAAAGGCAUACCAUUUGCUGCUCCACCACUGGGCGAUUUGAGAUUUAAGGAUCCUGAACCACCAGCUUCCUGGGAAGGUAUCAGAGACGCUUCCAAAAAUGCCGGUGACGUUUCUGUACAAUUGCAAACCUUGCCAACUUUAGCGAUAAUUGGCAGCGAAGAUUGUCUUUAUCUUAACGUUUAUAUACCUUACAAUCUUUAUCGAACGUCACGGAAUCCAAUUAUGGUUUGGAUUCAUGGUGGAGCUUAUCUUAUGGGUAAUGGCAAUGAUACUGCCGUACGACCUGAUUAUCUUAUGGCAAAAGACGUCAUUCUAGUGUCUAUAAAUUACAGAGUCGGUGCUUUAGGUUUUUUAAAUAUCGGUCAUGAAGUGGCAAGCGGAAAUCAAGGCUUGAAGGAUCAAGUUGCCGCAUUAAAAUGGAUCAAAGAAAAUAUCGAGAUUUUUGGCGGAGAUCCAAACAACAUCACAGUUUUUGGUGUUAGUGCAGGCAGUUCAUCCGCACAUUUAUUAACACUGUCUCCAUUAUCUAAAGGUCUCUUUAAUAAGGUCAUUCUUCAAAGUGGUAUAGCUACAUGUUUGUGGGCGCAAGUGGAGGAAGCAGAAGCUAGUGCUUUUGAGCUCGCUUCAAUGCUUGGUAACGAUUCCAAAGAUCCUGUAGAAGUUGUUAACUUUCUUAAAACGAUACCUGCCCACAAGAUCGUCGGACAGCAGUUUCAAGUUUUGAUUUCGGAAAAAUCGCGCAUUACUAAGAUUCCGUUUGGACCCACAAUUGAUGAAAAAGCAAAGGAACCUUUCCUGCCAUGUCCUAUUUCUCAGUUACUUGAUGAUGACAGUGAUAUACCAAUUAUAGUUGGUUAUACUUCUCAUGAAUAUAUCAUGUUUCUUAAUGAUAUCAGUGAAGAGGUUUUAAAGACAAAGUUCGCAAAUCUUGAUCCUUUUAUAAAAGUAUUUACAAAAGAUCCAGAAAAAAUAACGCAGUUGACGGAGCAAGUUAAACAGCAUUAUUUUCAUAAUAAGCCGAUUACUAAAGAGAGUAUUCCAUCUAUAGUACAAUGGAUGAGUGAUUUAUAUUUCUGUAUUCCUGUUAACAAUUUUGUGAACGAUCAAAGAAAAAAGAAAAAGGCCCCGAUCUACUUAUAUAAUUUUUCCUACGUUGGUAAUGAAAUGACUUCUACGAAACUUAUGUUAAAUAAUGACCUACCUAUGAUUGGAGCUUCUCACACUGACGAUGUGACAUAUCUUCUUUACAAGCCAAAAUGUAAAGUCGAUAACCCCAAACCGCCGGCGAUAGGUACAAAGGAUCGAGAAGUAUUAGAAGUCCUUACGAAAAUGUGGACUAAUUUUGCAAAAACAGGAAAUCCUACACCUAUUGUUGAUGAGCAUGUUACUACUAUUUGGCUACCAGCAACAGCUGAUAGCUUUAAUUAUUUGGAUAUCGAUAGUACUCCUAAACUUUUAACAAUUACUGAUUAUAAUAACAUAUUGGGAGAUUUAGAAUUACAAGAGUCCCACUCAAAAUAUUGACGGAAUUGUUUUAGCAACAUAUAUAUAUAUAUACAUAAUUAUAAUAAUCGCUAUUUAUAUUGUACAUAUUUUGGAAAAGGAUCAAUAUGCGUUAACAUAUUUAUCUAGAAUUAGAUGUUUUUAUCUUUAUAGAAAUAAUGCUAAUUUUUAUUCUUAGAACAAAGCACAAUGCGAUGGAAAUAGAAACAAAUAUAUGUAUUAUUUAAGAUUUAAGAUAUUAUAGAGCGUAUGAAUUAUCAGAAAAGUCUUUAGAUGCUUUAAAGAAUUAAAACAGCUACUAUAUAAUACAGGCUAAAAUAUAUAAAGUAAGAAAAAAUUUCGACAGAGUUAGUAAAUGUACUGCUUAUAAUAGUUUUUAUUUGCAUGUACUUUGAAAAUAUAAUGGAAAAGAACUUAUCAGAAUAUAUUUAUUUUUAUCUUUCA